CACACACACACACACACACACACCCCCAGGGUGAUUGCUAUACAAAUUAAAUAUAGCUUCACUAAUCAGCUUGCUUCUCCUAAUCCCUCAUAGAAAUCUUGGAGCAGCCCUGGGGUGCAGUGAGGCCAGAUUCCAGGAAGGGAAUGGGUGGGAUGGGUCUGGGUACUGGUGAGCAGUGGGGAGAGUAAGUAGGUUAGCUUCUGGGCCAAGGAGGGCUCCUGGAGGCUUGUUCUGGGUAAAAGCUGGUCUCCUUGAACCUCGGAAGGUGGGGGAACCCACAUCCUGGUCUCACCCGCCCAACCGCCCACUCACCCUUGGGUUAGCAGCCAUCUAAGCCCCACCCUCCCCCUCACACGCUUAGCUAGCCUGCCACAAGCUAGCCCCUUGGCCUCCUAGAGACCCAGACAUCUCCACCAGCAGCAUCCAUCCUCUCUCCUCAGGGAGGCAUGCAUUUGAUGCUCGAGGUCCCUGGCAGUUGUGAUCCUUGGCAAGUGAUGUGUGAGUCCCGUGUGUCAUAGGAAGCUCCCCAUCCCCAUCUGGUGACCAAAGGCCUGGCUACAAGUAGUGAGUCCUCCCUCCUCCACCCAGACCUCACUGCUCAGAUCCCCUUCGCCAACUGGGACAUCUUCCGACAUGGCCUGGAUGCUGUUGCUCAUCUUGAUCAUGGUCCAUCCAGGAUCCUGUGCUCUCUGGGUGUCCCAGCCCCCUGAGAUUCGUACCCUGGAAGGAUCCUCUGCCUUCCUGCCCUGCUCCUUCAAUGCCAGCCAAGGGAGACUGGCCAUUGGCUCCGUCACGUGGUUCCGAGAUGAGGUGGUUCCAGGGAAGGAGGCUGAGCUGCACAUCUGGGACGUGCGAGGCCAUGACGCCAGCAUCUACGUGUGCAGAGUGGAGGUGCUGGGCCUGGGUGUCGGGACAGGGAAUGGGACUCGGCUGGUGGUGGAGAAAGAACAUCCUCAGCUAGGGGCUGGUACAGUCCUCCUCCUUCGGGCUGGAUUCUAUGCUGUCAGCUUUCUCUCUGUGGCCGUGGGCAGCACCGUCUAUUACCAGGGCAAAUAUGCCGAAUCUACUCUCUCCGGAUUCCCCCAACUCUGAACUCUCCCUUCCACCAGGUCUGACCUGGAAAGGUCCAAGAAGACAGCUUCCGGCUGUGGUCCCAGGGCCCCUCCCACCACCAUGUGGGAGCUCAGCACACCUGCUUCCCCCAGUCCCAGGAGUCUGAGCCUGAUUGUCCUGAGAAAUGGGAAGGAUCAGAUAUGACUCCUCCUUGGCAGCUGCCCUUUCCUGCCAGGCCCACACAUACCCUCUUCUGGCUGUUAGGGGAGCUUGGGUCCAUGAACACUGUCAUUCACGCAAUAAAUUACUAUUUGACCCCAGAGUGGGUGGA
Molecule: messenger RNA, 1384 nt
Organism: Pongo pygmaeus (Bornean orangutan)
Lineage: Eukaryota; Metazoa; Chordata; Mammalia; Primates; Hominidae
Gene: NCR3
Product: natural cytotoxicity triggering receptor 3
Exons: 5
Coding region: 634-1092 (152 amino acids)
Biological process (GO): immune response-activating cell surface receptor signaling pathway; positive regulation of natural killer cell mediated cytotoxicity; natural killer cell activation
Source: RefSeq, a predicted model, not a curated record